GCCCACAGACGCAGGCGUGGUCGCACGUACACCGCUCGUGAACGCCGGACGCCCAGUCGCUCAGAUUCUGCCGCGGGCGAAGAAGCUCGGCGCCGCCUCGCGCCGCCUCCCCCAAAGUCCCUGCCCCACCGCGGAGCGUCACUUCCGCCACCCCCGGCUGGGGUUGGGGCGGGGAGCGCGGGGGAGGGGGCCAGCAGGUCGGAGGGAAGGCCGUGCGAAGCCCGCGCUCUAGCAGGGACUACAUUUCCCGAGGGGCCUCGGCGGAGGCAGCGACGGCGGGCGCGGCGACGUUCCCCGGAAGUGGAGCCCGGGACUUCCACUCGUGCGUGAGGCGAGCGGAGCCGGAGACAAGAGCAGAGGCCGAACUCGGGAUCUGACAAGAUGGCCGGGCUGCCCCGCAGGAUCAUCAAGGAAACCCAGCGUUUGCUGGCAGAACCAGUUCCUGGCAUUAAAGCAGAACCAGAUGAGAGCAACGCCCGUUAUUUUCAUGUGGUCAUUGCUGGCCCCCAGGAUUCCCCCUUUGAGGGAGGGACUUUUAAACUUGAACUAUUCCUUCCAGAAGAAUACCCAAUGGCAGCACCUAAAGUACGUUUCAUGACCAAAAUUUAUCAUCCUAAUGUAGACAAGUUGGGAAGAAUAUGUUUAGAUAUUUUGAAAGAUAAGUGGUCCCCAGCACUGCAGAUCCGCACAGUUCUGCUAUCCAUCCAGGCUUUGUUAAGUGCUCCUAAUCCAGAUGAUCCAUUAGCAAAUGAUGUAGCCGAGCAGUGGAAGACCAACGAAGCCCAGGCCAUAGAAACAGCGAGAGCAUGGACUAGGCUAUAUGCCAUGAACAAUAUUUAAGUCGAUCAGAUCAUCAAGUGUACACCACUUCUCCUGUUCUGCCAAGACUUCUUCCUUUUUUUGUUUGCAUUUAAUGGACACAGUCUUAGAAACAUUACAGAAUAAAAGCCCAGGCAUCUUCAUCUUUGGUGAUUACAUGCACAUUAGCAAAUCUGUCUUGUCCUGAUUCACUGUUGUAAAGCAUGAGCAGAGGCUAGAAGUAUCAUCCGGGUUGCUGAGAGAUGUUGAGAAGCAGGACUCUCUGCUUUGACUUCUUCCCCAUCAUGGUUAAAGUACAAGGCACUGUGAAUGAAGGUAGUUGUCAGGGUUAGCUGCCAGGGGUAUGGGUGUUUUUAUUUUAUUUUUUAGGGGGAAAGUAGUUUAAUUUUAUUCCCUCCUUUCCCCUCCCCCCUCUUAAAGGAUCUAAUUGCAGUGGUUAAAUGCAGCUAACCAGUUUUUUAGAAUACGCUCUCUAGCCAAGUCUAACUUUAGACGCUGUAGAUGGACAAGCUUGAUUGUCUGAACCAAAAUGGGAACAUUAAAUAAACAUCACAGCCCUCACUAAUAACAUUGUGACUUGCUGUCAAGUGUAGAUUCUCCGUCCCCCACCCCUACCCCCAAAAGACAAAGAAAAAGCUUGUGACCAUUUUGUAUGGCUUGUCUGGAAACUUCUGUAAAUCUUAUGUUUUAGUAAAAUAUUUUUUGUUAUUCUACUUUGCCUUUGUACAGUUUAUUUUACUGUGUUUAUUUCGCUUGCCCGAUGUGACAAUCGUAUUUAAAAUUAAAAUAGAUGGAACAUUC
Arvicanthis niloticus (Nile rat) is the source of this 1620-nucleotide messenger RNA. NCBI's taxonomy places the organism in Eukaryota, Metazoa, Chordata, Mammalia, Rodentia, Muridae. The record is from RefSeq and is a predicted model, not a curated record.